AUGUACCAACAAAUGACCCUCAACACCACACUCUUCCCGGCAAAGCUGCAGUCCCCAUUAUUCGCCCAUGACGGAAAGUCUCUCGUCUCCGGCAUAGCCAAAGAGAUCAAGUUCCAUCAUCCUAGAUACCGAGCUGAAGCACAGACAUUCCUUAUUCUGCCUGCCUGCGACGAGAACGACACUAUAGAUCACGAGAUUGCGCGCGCAGCGUGUGCCAUCAUCGCCUGUAACCCAAAUGAUGGAUUCUUCACCACCGACGAAGCAGGAGCUAACCGAGUGACUGAAUCACAGCUACCAUAUCGUGAAGAGGGAUAUUUCUUCCAAGCACCUAGUUCCGACCAGCCGUACCCGGUUUUCCCUUCUUUCAGACGGUGGUAUCUCCCUAACCCUGGACAGCUUCCGUCGCCCUGGAACGACUGCAGGAUCCCUCUUGCACCGGACAGAACCGUACAUCGUGCCACAGAUGCCUCGAGCGAUAUCCUCGCACGUGACAAGACCUGCAGGAUGACGGCCUUCGCGCUGGGGACCGAAACGGCACAUAUCGUUCCAAAGGCAGAAAAAGAAUGGAUGUACAGCAAGGGCAGGACGGAUGAUGGGGGGAAUGACUUUUGCUGGCAUGGUAGCCGCUAUGUUUGUGGUUGGGAUGGGAGUGAGCACGCCCGAGAGGGCGGCAAAUCCUUAUGCGGCAAUGGUUGGGCCUCCUGA
This is a messenger RNA of Endocarpon pusillum Z07020, 705 nucleotides long. RefSeq lists its product as uncharacterized. The transcript is spliced from 3 exons. The record is from RefSeq and is a predicted model, not a curated record. Bases 1 to 705 code for a protein of 234 amino acids. Lineage: Eukaryota; Fungi; Ascomycota; Eurotiomycetes; Verrucariales; Verrucariaceae.